Molecule: messenger RNA, 2433 nt
Organism: Nematostella vectensis (starlet sea anemone)
Lineage: Eukaryota; Metazoa; Cnidaria; Anthozoa; Actiniaria; Edwardsiidae
Product: serine-aspartate repeat-containing protein I-like
Exons: 1
Coding region: 1-2433 (810 amino acids)
Source: RefSeq, a predicted model, not a curated record
AUGAAAAUUGUCAAAGCAUUGAUACGAAACAGCGUUGCAUCACUCCAAUCGCAAAAGUCAUCAUCUUCACCUCCACCGGUGUUUCCGCCGUUGAGUUCCGCCAUAACCGUGGAUGUUGAGGAAGAAUACUGUGAAGAUGAUACCGGAGAAGGUUGGACAUUUAAAGAAUGCCUUAGCCAUACUGGUAAUGAUCCUUUGGAAAGAGACAUUGAAGAUGAUAACGAUGGCGAUGGCGACACUGAAGAUGAUACUGAUGGCGAUGGCGCCAUUGAAGAUGAUAUCGAAGGCGACUUUAAAAAUGAUACAGAUGGCGAUUGCGCCACUGAAGAUGAUACUGAUGGCGACACUGAAGAUGAAGAUACCGAUGGCGAAGAAGACACUGAAGAUGAUACCGAUUGCGAUAGCGACACUGAAGAUGAUACCGGUGGCGAUGGCGACACUGGAAAUGAUACCGAUGGCGACAGUAAAGAUGAUACCGAUGGCGAUGGCAACACUGACGAUGAUACCGAUGGCGAUGGCAACACUGAAGAUGAUACCGAUGGCGACACUGAAGAUGACAUGGAUGGCGACACUGAAGAUGUUACCGAUGGCGAAAUUGAAGAUGGUACCGAUGGCGAUAGCGCAUUUGAAGAUGAUACCGAUGGCGAUGGCCCCACUGAAGAUGAUAUCGAUGGCGAUGGCGCCACUGAAGAUGACACAGAUGGCGACACUGAAGAUGAUACCGAUGGCGAUGGCGACAUUGAAGAUGAUAUCGAUGGCGAUGGCGACAAUGAAGAUGAGUCCGAUUGCGACACUGAAAAUGAUAACGAUGGCGAUGGCGCCACUGAAGAUGAUAACGCUGGCGACACAGAAGAUGAUAACGAUGGCGAUAAUAAAGAAGAUACCGGUGGCAAAGAAGACACUGAAGAUGCUACCGAUUGCGAUGGCGGCAUUGAAGAUGCUACCGAUUGCGAUGGCGACACUGAAGAUGAUACCGAUUGCGACGGUGGCAUUGAAAAUGACACCGAUGACGAAGAAGACACUGAAGAUGAUAUUGAAGGCAACACUGAAGACGAUAUCGAUGGCGAUGGCGACAUUGAAGAUGACACCAUCACCGAUGGCGACGAUGCAGAUGAUAUCGAUGGCGAUGGCGACACUGACGAUGAUACCGAUGGCGACACUGAAGAUGAUACCGAGUGCGAUGGUGACAUUGAAGAUGAUACCGAGUGCGAUGGCGACAUUGAAGAUGAUACCGAUGGCGAUGGCGACACUGAAGAUGAUACCGAUGGCGACACUGAAGAUGAUACCGAGUGCGAUGGUGACAUUGAAGAUGAUACCGAUGGCGAAGGCGACACUGAAGAUGAUAUCGAUGGCGAAGGCGACACUGAAGAUGAUACCGAUGGCGAUGGCGACAUUGAAGAUGAUAGCGAUGGCGAUGACGACAUUGAAGAUGAUAUCGAUGGCGAUGGUGACAUUGAAGAUGAUACCGAUGGCGACAUUAAAGAUGAUACCGAUGGAGACGGCGAAACUGAAGAUGAUACCGAUGGUGACAUUGAAGAUGAUACCGAUGGCGACAUUGAAGAUGAUAGCGCUGUCGAUGACGACAUUGAAGAUGAUAUCGAUGGCGAUGGCGACAUUGAAGAUGAAACCAAUGGCGACGGCGAUACUGAAGAUGAUACCGAUGGAGACGGCGAAACUGAAGAUGAUACCGAUGGCGACAUUGGAGAUGAUACCGAUGGCGACAUUGAAGAUGAUAGCGAUGGUGACGGCGAUACUGAAGAUGAUAUCGAUGGCGACGGCGAUACUGGAGAUGAUAGCGAUGGCGACAUUGGAGAUGAUACCGAUGGUGACGGCGAUACUGAAGAUGAUACCGAUGGCGACGGCGAUACUGAAGAUGAUACCGAUGGCGACAUUGGAGAUGAUACCGAUGGCGACAUUGAAGAUGAUAGCGAUGGUGACGGCGAUACUGAAGAUGAUACCGAUGGCGACGGCGAUACUGAAGAUGAUACCGAUGGCGAUACUGGAGAUGAUAGCGAUGGCGACAUUGGAGAUGAUACCGAUGGUGACGGCGAUACUGAAGAUGAUACCGAUGGCGACGGCGAUACUGAAGAUGAUACCGAUGGCGACAUUGGAGAUGAUACCGAUGGCGACAUUGAAGAUGAUAGCGAUGGCGAUGACAACAUUGAAGAUGAUAUCGAUGGCGAUGGCGACAUUGAAGAUGAAACCGAUGGCGACGGCAAUACUGAAGAUGAUACCGAUGGCGACAUUGGAGAUGAUACCGAUGGCGACAUUGAAGAUGAUAGCGAUGGCGAUGACAACAUUGAAGAUGAUAUCGAUGGCGAUGGCGACAUUGAAGAUGAAACCGAUGGCGACGGCGAUACUGAAGAUGAUACCGAUGGCGACAUUGGAGAUGAUACCGAUAGUGACACUGAAGAUGAUGCAAAUCCAACUUGA